AUGGCGCGAAGACGAAGACCGCCGCGGUCCGGCGCGAUCGCGGAACUGCCCCCAAUGCGCAUCCUCGGCCAGAUCGCCGCCCUACAGACGAUAUACUAUGUGGUAGCGCUGGUCCUCAUGGUUUUCACGAUGCUCGUCUCCGGUCAGCGUUUCACACUCGACCUCGUGUUCGGCUGGUCCAGCCUGCGCGGCGACAAUACUCAGGGCUGGCUGCUUGCCUUCAUAUGGCUGUGCUGCUCUGGCGCAAUUGUGGCUGCCAUGGUACUCAUCGUUUCGCGGUCAAAGCUUAUCCUCGACUUCGCAAUCACUCUACACUUCAUCCAUCUCGUCAUAGUCACCCUCAGCUCGGGCCUGGUGCCGCGGACGGCGUUCUGGUGGGGUACAAUGGUGGCAUCCUGUGCGGUCACCACCGUAGGCGGGACGUAUGGCUGCCGCUGGCGAGAGCUGCAGCCGAUCAACUUCGGCGGGCGAAGCACGGGCGCGACGAACGCGAACGGCACGGCUGGAGAUGGCUCGAGCCGGGAGCUUGGAGGAUCGCCAGGCGGUGCCGGUGACAGUCAUGGCGAUGAGGAGAUGGGUUUCUCGAGGGGACGCGGCCGUGGCCGGGGCAGAGACGGUGGGGGCGAAUAUGAAAUGGUUGGGAUCAAGGCUGGGGAGAACCGGUAG
Molecule: messenger RNA, 666 nt
Organism: Microdochium trichocladiopsis
Lineage: Eukaryota; Fungi; Ascomycota; Sordariomycetes; Xylariales; Microdochiaceae
Product: integral membrane protein S linking to the trans Golgi network-domain-containing protein
Exons: 2
Coding region: 1-666 (221 amino acids)
Biological process (GO): Golgi to endosome transport; protein localization to Golgi apparatus; Golgi to plasma membrane protein transport
Cellular component (GO): trans-Golgi network; Golgi membrane
Source: RefSeq, a predicted model, not a curated record